Molecule: messenger RNA, 1134 nt
Organism: Porites lobata
Lineage: Eukaryota; Metazoa; Cnidaria; Anthozoa; Scleractinia; Poritidae
Source: the annotation of a GenBank genome assembly
AUGCAAAAUGUUACAAUAUUAUUAGACGUUCAAAAAAGUCCUUCGUCGCUCGCGGUCGACCGCCGCUCCGCUCGCCAAGAGGUCGACUUGUAGCAAGUCUACAAUUUUAGCAACAUCUUUUUCGCAGGUAUUUUUUUUUUUUGCACAAAUGACGUCAUGUUUCGUGCAUUAUGAUGCCAUCUAUUAUCUCCUCCCCGUCAAUUCUCUAUUUGAAGAUGUGGGGGGUUGACAGCCCUAUAUUAGGUCAAUUUAUACAUACUGAAAAGCUUGCGUAUUUUGUAACAGUGUUUUGAGUCGUUCUGCCGAUCAUGAAACAGUCAUAUAUUAAGUAUGACCAGAAACUCACAAGGGGUUGAACAACCCCUUAUGAGUUUCUGGUAUGACCUACUGACAUAUGUGUAAAUCUCUGAUCAAUGAACAGAAUGAAUUCUGAACGCAAGGCUCAGGGCUGAAGGUGGAAUUCAGCCGGACUUAUUAGAAUGAUGUAUUUUUAUCUUCCUUAGUGUUUUGAAAGCGAUGGAUAUUGAAGAGAGAUUAUGCGAUUUAUUGAAUGGUUAGAAAAAAAGUGUUAAAACUAUUAAGAUAUUGUAUGUCCCGCGCUUAAGUCCAGCGCGUUUCUCCUUCUCUUCCGAGAGGGACUGGAGAUACUUCAAUAAGUUCAUCAUGGCGGCCAGUGUAAGUUUGAGAGAUGCUAAGGAGGCCCUCAAGAAAUACCUCCCUUACAGUGGUUUAGCAGGUUACUCUGUGUUAGCUCUUCAUUCAGUGAAAGUCUACCCUGAAGAACUUAUUAUCAGCAAAGAUUCGAGGGCAGUUAUUUUUCAUGGAGCCUUAGUUUUGUCCGGAGUGGGCUUGAGCACCUAUAUGUAUACCAGACCUGUGUUUGAUGUGAUGCAGCCGCCCCAGAAAAAACGUGUUUUAUGGAGCUUGUUUGGUUCAUGGAUGUUCAAUUUUGGUUCGUUGUUGCUAUGGGCGAUAUGUAAAGAGAUCUUCCCGAAGAAUAAGGUGUUACGGGCUUUUGUAGCCUUGUCUUCAAGUGCUGGGCUUGUUUACAUUGCCAAAGAUUAUCUACACGCGGUAGACGCGCUUCGAUGGGGGGUCAUCGCCGAACGUACUGAAGGUGGACAAGAGCUUUGA